This is a messenger RNA of Pollicipes pollicipes, 4891 nucleotides long. RefSeq names its product monocyte to macrophage differentiation factor 2. The transcript is spliced from 7 exons. Lineage: Eukaryota; Metazoa; Arthropoda; Thecostraca; Pollicipedomorpha; Pollicipedidae. Bases 2412 to 3341 code for a protein of 309 amino acids. Gene Ontology annotation, cellular component: membrane. The record is from RefSeq and is a predicted model, not a curated record.
CAUGUGUUGUCAGCUCAAUCUGCAGAAAUCCAUUCACUGUGCUGGAUGCCGUAUGCAAUAUCAGUGUACCAAACCUCAGGCAUGCUUGUGCCAAACUCUGGUCUGGUCAAGUUGCUCUGACCAUUGACGGAAUGUUCUCGACAAAAAUGUGCUGUGAUUAUUUUUGCCUGAAAUUAUUUUUGCAGUGUCACAAGUCAGUAAAGCAUAAUCACUUUGUGCCCUGAAUUUGGUGCCAGUCCUGUCCCAAAUUUUGAGCUCUAAGCACUGGUAUCUAUAAUGUACAUGUGCUGAAAUGCUGAGAUUGUUUUCAUGAUAUGCCUGCUACUUUGAAUAUGUGAAGUGUAAAGUGUAUGUGUUUGAAGUCUUCUGGUGAGUUAGUUAUGUUGCAGCCCAUCUUCACUGUAUUUGUGGUGGUACUUAAUGAUGUAUUGUGUCAGUGUCCUUGUUUUCUUUAGCAUUAAACUGUGAUGAUGCUUCCAUGCUACUGACAUCUGUACAUGGACCAACUGUACAUGUUGACAAGAUUUCCUUACCUUGGGCAAGUGCAAUAAUGACUAGCACAAGAGCUCAAUGUUCUUAUAAUUUAUAUUAACUAGAGGCAUAUUUUGGCAUGUCUGCCUCAAACAUGAUCAAUGUUUCUGAAAAUAAGAUAUUUAACAACUUUGUGCCACUGAAGUACAGUCACACAUUCAACCUGCAAGGGAGUCAAGAUAUCACUGAUGAGCCAUUAGGAUGUUAGAUGCAAGCAUUUUACCAACUAUCAGUAUUAACCACCUCUGUGGGCUACUAAUCAGGUCAUCAAUUGCUGUGACAUCACAACUCAUUGAUGGUGAGCUCAGAAUACCAAACAUGGCCUUUGGCAAUGACCUGUCAUCUUUGCCAGCACCUACCACUUGCAGCUUUCUUUGGAAGAUACCAGGACCAGGUAUGGAUUUCAGUGUUAACACAAUUGAUAGGUGAUAUAUUUUAAGCAUGCAACAACAUACCCACAAAGCUUUGGGAGCAACAGACAUGUCAAGCUAUGGUUUGGAGUGACUGCCUAUGAAUUUCAUACAAAAGUAUGAUAAGAGUAUGACAUAGAAAAAAGGUUCUCUGUGAGAUGGCUGCUAUUACUGGAAAGGUGAGUUAGCCUUCAUGGACAUUAAUGCAGCCACUUCUGUGAUAAUUGGCAGUCAAGGAUGUGGAAGAAUAAGCUAUAAAGUGUAAGGCAUGUGUUCCCUGGGCUCAGGAUCUUCUCAGCCAUGUACAGUUGAUUGGAGCUGGUAACUCUGCACCCUUGAACCUGAUAAAACUGAACUUAGGAGCUGGUGACUGCACCAAUGAACCUGGGAGUUGGUCACUCUGCACUGCUGGCCCCAAGAGAUCUGUGGUGCAUUGUGGUGAUGCAAAGCACAGCACAAGAACAACCUGUGAUUCAACUCGCGGGAGAGAUUAGGUCCAAUGUGGUGGUAUGGUAAUGCCCACACAUUGUUGUAUGUGUGUCACCAUGGGUACUGGAGUUGCUGGUAUAAGAUGAUGCAUGUGCAAAAAUUGGACUAGCCUCAUGUUGGGCAGCAUUGACUCUUGUCAGUAUUAUCAUGUGCCACACAGCAGGUUUGUUAUUUAUAUGCAAAGCAUUGUGUUUAUACUAUAUUUAAGCCACCAGUCUGCUCCAGAGAACACAGCAGCCACUUAAAAUUGGGACCAUCAUUGACUACGACAACUGCAGUUAUGUAUUGUCUGUGUGCAAAGUAUCAAUGUCUCCAAAGCCCUGGCAAUAGCCCUGAGUACUAGUAACUGUUCAGAUGCUUUCCUUGAUGCUCUAUCAAGGGCCCAUGAAUUUCAACAACCCAGACAAUCAGGCCCAAUGAGAUAAGGUAGUAUGCCAUCAGUCUAUGCAUCAUGACAGUCUGCAGAGCCUGAACAGCUUUGCAUUGUGAAGAGUUUGGGAGGGUAGCUUUUUGUUCCUUCAGGAUGCAUACAGUCUGUUGUUGUUGCUUCAGAUAGUCUGCAGACAGAUCGCAGAUGCUUUAACAUCACAGCGGCCUUUCAUUGUGUAAUGGUUGAAAAUGUUCUUGUUCUUCAUUAAUCACAUUUUAGUAAGAUUGAAUAAGUGUGUAUUGACUGUAAUUGCAUUGUACAAUCCCUGAAGUGCAUUCCAUUGCCUGCAUUGAUUGAACAAUUUGUGUAAUAAGUGUUUGAUUUUAUUUCAGAGCUCAGUUUGCUGCAAAACAAUAAAUCUUGUGAGACCCAGACUUAAAUGCUAUAAAAUGGUGCUCAAGCAUCCUGCAUACUUGAUUUUGUGUUUGAAGACUCCUUUGGGCUCAGAAUGCAUUGUUGUCACAACCAGAAACACAUAUUUGGGUGUGCCAGCUAUGUAAAAGCAGAUUUGAUUUCCCUGGAUGUUAUGUUGCAGGCCAUAACUGCAGUCAAUGGACAAGCCCCAGAGCCGCAGCCUUUUAUACUGGGUGUUGGAAUACACCCGCAUCUUUAAACAAAUCAAGUGGAAGAAUGACCGUGUGCGCGGAAACGAGGCAUACGUACCGACGGAUGUCGAGCACGUGGCGAACAUCCUCACCCACGGGGUCUGGAUUUUGCCGAGCGUGUUUUGCGCGACAAGUCUAUACCGAGAAUCGGAUGUCUACUACGAGGCUUAUGCUAGCGUCAUCUAUGGAACCGCCUUGGUACUUCUAUUUUCUGUAUCAACCGUGUUUCACCUGGUCUCGUUUGCCUACAAAGACAGCGUCUGGCGGGAAGUGCUGCACCGGAUGGACCGCGGCGUCAUCUACAUCUUCAUCGCCUCCUCCUACACGCCCUGGCUGGUGCUGAAGGAGGUGCCGGACUCUGGCUGGGUCAUCCACCUCAGGUGGGCCGUGUGGAUCCUGGCCGGCCUGGGCAUCCUGUACCAGCAGCUGUUCCACGAGCGCUACAAACUUCUGGGCACGCUCAUCUAUCUGGCCAUCGGGAUCGGCCCGUCUGUCUGCAUCUACGAGAUGACGGACGUGAGCGGUGUGACGGAGCUCAAGUACGGCGGCGCCGUGUACGUGCUCGGCCUGGUGUUUUUCAAGCUGGACGGCCGGCUGCCGCUGGCGCACGCCGUCUGGCACCUGUUUGUCGUCGUCGGGGCUACCAUACACUACCAGUCAGGUGAUGACGUACCUGUUGGAGGCGCACCCGCCGAAGCCGGUGCCAUCGGAGCUGUAGCGUCGCCUCCCGGUGGCUCCGCCCGCCGUCUGAGGGCUUACUGCCGCCGUGCAAUACUCCGGGCCCGCUGUAGCGGACUCACGCGUCAGAGGCUCCUGCGUGUCGUGCCGUUCCGUGUCGUACCAUGUCGUUCAGUGUCGUACCGUGACGUGUCGUGACGUCGCGCGACGGACGUCAGAGCUAGACUUUCUCGCGUGUUCGUUGCGUCGCUGCUCGUUUUAUCGAGGUGGCUGGGUGGGGUAGGGAACCUCAUGCAAAUGCCGGAGUACGUAAGAGGUCCGUGUUCCGCGGCGAAGGCUGCUGCUACCUCACCUCGCCUCACUCUACCUCACCGCCGUCGUCGAGUUGCGUCAGUGCGGUCGGCGCGUGGCGCCGGUCCCCCUGCCGGACUAGACAUACCUCAUCUUUCCUCGCCCGCUCGCACAUCUUUAUGAUCUCGCAUCCUGGUCCCGUCACAUCUUCCAUACUUUACCAUUGCACCAUCUGCCGGCCAUAUUGAUAUGUCUAGAUUCUCGAACAUCGGCGAUAGCUGUGUGACUUCAUUCUAUCACUGUGGCAAUAGAGCGCCGUUAUAUCAUAGUCAUUGUUCGACUAGCAUUAAAGCUAAUGUGACCGUUCUAAUCGUGUGUUGUGCUCGCCGUGCGCGUUGUUACUAGCUCGCAUUGCUGAACGAUGUGGCUGGACGUCGGUGAAAGGCGGGGAACAAGUCACAGAACCUGACUGUUGUGGGGGAGGGGUGCAUUCACAGAGGGCGUGGAGUGCGUCGCUGGUGUAAGAAUGGUGCAUUCACUGAGACGUCGGCGAAUGGUGUUCAGUCGAUAACAAACCCUCUCCCGUUUUGUACCCCUAGGUGCGCCUUCUGGUGGUGUUGUGGCUGUACUUGGCUGUGUUGAGCGCGGAAUGACUGUGGUUGUUGGCUAGCGGUGAGGGUGGUGGUAUUCUUGUCCGUGCCUGGCGACAGGCAGUACGCGGCUGUGUCGGCUGGAGCGGGAACGAGAGCCGGAUGCCCCGGGUGAACUGCACUCGGUGGGAGUGUUUGUCACGUGAUCUGUCUCGCGAGGGCUCCAUAGCAGGCUGCACUCUUCGCUGUUGGUUGGGGGACUCGGUUAUCACUCCCAGUCCCAGCGCUAGACUUCCGUAUCACUGUAGGACUGCACGGCGUGUGUAGGUCUCCACGUCUCCUUGCCACGUCACAAAGUGACACACCUCAUCACAGCAUGGUGUUAGAAUACCUCACGGGAUCGCAUUACUAUGUGCCAUCGACACGUCACGUCACGCGUCACCUUACUGUGAUCUGUGACGGUCCGUCACUUCACAUCAGCACGUCAAUUCACCGGGGCUGCGGCGUAGUGUCUAGCUCGCAAACCAUGGUUAGUGCUCGCAACGCCGAACGGUGCGUGGACGGGCUCACUCGGAGGCUGCGUCGCGCCCGUGCGCCUCGUGCUCAUCACCUGCUGCGACCUGGCACCGCUGUGGGAUGUCUUGAUCGGCCCGCGCGUGCGUGACGCCACACUGCCAGCCUUGACACGUCUCGCCUCGUUUGGAACCGGCACCUGCCGAAGAUCGCCCCCGAAACAACGUAGUUGGCGUGGUCUGUGUAUUGUGACAUGCUGAAGGGCGACUGGGGGUGAGACCCCCUCUUCUGUUGCUCCCCGUCUGUCUGCCAGAUGGUGUGAGCAGUUUUGUGCGCAGGUGUCACGGUUGUGCA